GGCAGAGACGUGCCAGUUGGCUGUCAGGCGGCUGGAGUGGCUGAUUUCUGGUGGGGACCAGAAAGGAGAGGAGGGCACCGAUGGAACCUCUACUGUUCUGUGGACCCUGCUCCCCCAGCCCAGAGGAAGACUGUACCUGAGCUGAGGACACAGCUCCUGGAUGAGCGCCUGCAGCUGUUUGAGUGCUACAGGGCCAUGUUUGCCCUACGCAACCUGGGCAACAAGGAGGCUGUCCUGGCUCUAGGAGAUGGUGAGAGAGACUGGCAGUCAUUCUUAAACUAUGCUGUCUAUGGCAAAUGUCAAUAAAGGAGUGAAUUAGUAGCAUUCAGAAGGGCUUAUUUUGGGCAAAAUGUGCAGCCACAUAAUUCGUAUUCACAUAAGCUAAUUUUCUUGUCCUGAAUUAUUACAUAACCCUCCACUAUCAGCGUCUCUGAAAACACCCACUCACUCAACCCUUUGUAAUCCUUCACAGGUCUUCAGUGUAGCAGUGCCUUGUUCCGCCAUGAGAUCGGGUACGUCCUGGGUCAGAUCCAGCACCCAGCCAUCAUCCCCCAGCUGCAGGCAGCUCUGGAGCUGGAAGGGGAGAACGCCAUGGUGAGGCACGAGUGUGCCGAGGCCAUGGGCGCCAUAGGCAAGGAGGAGUGUAUGAAGAUCCUGGAGCGUUACAGGAAAGACGCAGAGCGCGGGGUAAAGGAGAGCUGUGAAGUAGCCCUGGACAUGCUGGAGGAUGAGAACGGCACACGGUUCCAGUACGCUGACGGACGACCACGACUGCAGGGGCCAAACAGCAAGCAUGGACAUUGGACGCUAUAGGAGAACUGCUAUACAGCGCUAUAAGAGCUUUUCACAGAUGUCAUAACUCAUGAUGACUUAUACACAUUUUCACUAAUUGAAACUAUCUUGACUCUUGCCUGUGAUAAUUGGCCUCUGAGACAAGGCAGUGUAAUAAUUAUAUUACAGUACAUUUUGAGCCAUGUUUUGGUUUGUUUAUUCAUUGUUUUCAUGGAAGCUACAUGAAUAAUAUUGUCAAGAUAAUUGAAUACCUUUCCCCCAAAACUCAGUGAACCGUUCACAUUUAUCUUUAAUUCAGAAUGAUCUGAUAAGCAUCUGAAAUCAGAUUGUUAAUCCACUUUUCUGCUCUGUCAUAUCAUUGAUUUUUAUCUCGAAUUAAAAUAAAGGUAAUAACAUUGUUGUAUUGUCUCAAUGGUGUCGCUUAACACGAUCAUGACAAUAGCGUGCCUGUGUUCUAUCCCAAUCAGAGGUUUUGCAUCAUGAUGGCUAAUCCACACAGUCACUCAGACACAUUGCUAUCCUCUGGGCUUUGACAAAGAUUACAAAUGGGAUGAAAACAUUGUAACUCAACAGUACAAACACCCUGAUCAGGGGGAAAGCGUUUGUAAGUGUGAUGUACAGUAUGUGUGCAUCUUGAGUUGUGACCUCUGCAGAGAGUGGGGAAAGAAAGGCAGCUGUCAGUUCUGUGGAGGGAUAGAGAAUAACCAGCAUUCUGAGAGGGAGGGCAACAGCUAUAGUAAAACAGGGAUAAAUGACACACUCCUGAUCACUAAACCUAGCUAAACAGUGCCCAGCCUUCCCUCAACCUACCAACACCUCAGUCACCAUGAUGCACCCCAUCAUGAUCGGCAUCGUUGUUGUCAUCACCGUCAUCUACUGGAUCUUCAUCCUCACAGAGGCCUUCCAUAGGAAGAUAGAGGAAGAGACCCUGCUUAAAUUACUGACCUUACAGAGUUGUCCUGCUCAGAGAAGAUAGAUUUGAGUGUUUCCUGUUUUGUCUGGGGGAAAUGCUCAGUCCUCCACACCUUCAGCACAGUGCUCCUGCCAUUGGAGCACAGUUUUACACAUAGGUAAUGCAUUUCUUUGAAACUGAUCAAAUACAUUUCUGGAUAUAAUUAGCUGUAUUUCUAACAUCAGAUAUUAUGAGGGGUUUUCUGACUCACAUUCAUACAGGAAAGGCUGUGACCUUGUCUUGCCUCUUGUGGCAUUUUGAUUGUUACGUUCGUUCAUAGACGGGACAGACCAAGGCGCAGCGUGAUAUGCGUACAUGUUUCUUUUAACUUAAUAAACAACACGACAAAACAACAAACUAAACGAAACGUGAAGUCCAAGGUAGAACACAAAACAUACCUUACACGGAACAAGAUCCCACAACUACACAGUGCCAAUAGGUUUGCCUAAGUAUGGUCCCCAAUCAGAGACAACGAGCGACAGCUGCCUCUGAUUGGGAACCACACCGGCCAACAUAGAAAUACACAUACUAGAUUAACACCCAUAGAAAAUACAACAUAGACAAUCACACCCUGACUCAACAAAUAAGAGUCCCCAGAGUCAGGGGCGUGACAUUGAUGUUGAAGCUUAUCUCCGGAUUGGGUAGAGAUUUAAUCAUACACACAAUGCAGAGUGAAAAAAGCAGGAAUCUCUUUUUUUUUCUCGCUUGGUGUGUCAUCGUAUGGAUACCAGAUGAUUACUUACUACUGCUCACAUAAGGAGAGGAAAAUUCACCAAAUACAGCCUUAGAUCAGGGAAACGAUAGAGGGAAAUGUAUGGACUGAAGGGAAACAGCCAAAGGAAUCUUUGUCUGCAGCUCAACCCAGCAAGGUAUUGAACUAUCUCUUUUCCUCAUUCUAGUGUCAACAUUUGUAAUUUGUUUACUAGUGCUACGUUUGAUCACUCAACAUAGCCUGUUGAUUAUAUGUAUGAUGCAGAAUCAUGUGGAAAGUACCUUUGUGCUCAUUACACAUCAUCCAAUAUGUUUUCAAUUAUUUCCAAUUGUAUCCUUAUACUUUGCCAAUUAUAUGAUCUGAUAAUCAGUAAUUGGCCUAUAUAUGGAGAAUGUCCUACUAAAUUGAUACCUAUUUAUUUUGACACAUCUAAAAUAGUUUCCAUCUCAAACAUGAUUUGGCGGAAACCAGGUUUAAAUUAUCUCAGAGAGAAAGGAUGUCAUUGACUACUCAUGGCCAUACUCAUUCACUCAUACUGUCACGCGUCAUUCACAGCCAUCAUCCUAGUCUGACAGGGAACACUGUUGAGGAUGAAUUAGGUCUGGGUGUCGAAGGUUAUGAGGGACACAGAGACUUAUGUAGCGUUAGACACAUACAGUGAGGGAAAAAAGUAUUUGAUUCCCUGCUGAUUUUGUACGUUUUCCCACUGACAAAGGCACGAUCAGUCUAUAAUUUUAAUGGUAGGUUUAUUUGAACAGUGAGAGACAGAAUAACAACAAAAAAAUCCAGAAAAACGCAUGUCAAAAAUGUUAUAAAUUGAUCUGCAAUUUAAUGAGGGAAAUAAGUAUUUGACCCCUCUGCAAAACAUGACUUAGUACUUGGUGGCAAAACCCUUGUUGGCAAUCAGAGGUCAGAUGUUUCUUGUAGUUGGCCACCAGGUUUGCACACAUCUCAGGAGGGAUUUUGUUCCCCCCUCUUUGUAGAUCUUCUCCAAGUCAUUAAGGUUUCGAGGCUGACAUUUGGCAACUCGAACCUUCAGCUCCCUCCACAGAUUUUCUAUGGGAUUAAGGUCUGGAGACUGGCUAGGCCACUCCAGGACCUUAAUGUGCUUCUACUUGAGCCACUCCUUUGUUGCCUUGGCCGUGUGUUUUGGGUCAUUGUCAUGCUGGAAUACCCAUCCACGACCCAUUUUCAAUGCCCUGGCUGAAGGAAGGAGGUUCUCACCCAAGAUUUGACGGUACAUGGUCCCAUCCAUCGUCCCUUUGAUGCGGUGAAGUUGUCCUGUUCCCUUAGCAGAAAAACACCCCUAAAGCAUAAUGUUUCCACCUCCAUGUUUGACGGUGGGGAUGGUGUUCUUGGGGUCAUAGGCAGCAUUCCUCCUCCUCCAAACACGGUGAGUUGAGUUGAUGCCAAAGAGCUCGAUUUUGGUCUCAUCUGACCACAACACUUUCACCCAGUUCUCCUCUGAAUCAUUCAGAUGUUCAUUGGCAAACUUCAGACGGCCCUGUAUAUGUGCUUUCUUGAUCAGGGGGACCUUGCGGGCACUGCAGGAUUUCAGUCCUUCACGGCGUAGUGUGUUACCAAUUGUUUUCUUGGUGACUAUGGUCCCAGCUGCCUUGAGAUCAUUGACAAGAUCCUCCCGUGUAGUUCUGGGCUAAUUCCUCACCUCAUGAUCAUUGCAACUCCACGAGGUGAGAUCUUGCAUGGAGCCCCAGGCCGAGGGAGAUUGACAGUUAUUUUGUGUUUCUUCCAUUUGCGAAUAAUCGCACCAACUGUUGUCACCUUCUCACCAAGCUGCUUGGCGAUUGACUUGUAGCCCAUUCCAGCCUUGUGUAGGUCUACAAUCUUGUCCCUGACAUCCUUGGAGAGCUCUUUGGUCUUGGCCAUAGUGGAGAGUUUGGAAUCUGAUUGAUUGAUUGCUUCUGUGGACAGGUGUCUUUUAUACAGGUAACAAACUGAGAUUAGGAGCACUCCCUUUAAGUGUUUGCUCCUAAUCUCAGCUCGUUACCUGUAUAAAAGACACCUGGGAGCCAGAAAUCUUUCUGAUUGAGCGGGGGUCAAAUACUUAUUUCCCUCAUUAAAAUGCAAAUCAAUUUAUAACAUUUUUUACAUGCGUUUUUCUGGAUUAUUUUGUUGUUAUUCUGUCUCUCACUGUUCAAAUAAACCUACCAUUAAAAUUAUAGACUGAUCAUGUCUUUGUCAGUGGGCAAACAUACAAAAUCAGCAGGGGAUCAAAUACUUUUUUCCCUCACUGUAGGAGUGACUCUUGACCCUUCAGUCCAGUUUCACUCAAAGCUCAGGUGGAGUAGGGCUACUGACCCUGUUGCUGACAAGAGGGACUCCAGUCCUCCCUGCCAGGCCAGCCUCACACAGCAGACAGCAUGGAACUUCCUGUUGUCUCAAGUUUUCUGCAAGAAGAUCAAGGAUGCACCCAACCCUGAGGAGGUCGUCCCAGUCUGAGUGAGCAAUGCCUUUACUGACUAUCAAUCAAUCAAUCAAAUGUUAUUUAUAAAGCCCUUUUUACAUCAGCAGAUGUCACAAAGUGCUAUACAGAAACCCAGCCUAAAACCCCAAACAGCAAGCAAUGCAGAUGUAGAAGCACGGUGGCUAGGAAUAACUCCCUAGAAAGGCAGAAACCUAGAGAGGAACCAGGCUCUGAGGGGUGGCCAGUCCCCUUCUGGCUGUGCCGGGUGGAGAUUAUAACAGUACAUGGCCAUUAAGGCCAGAUUUUCUCUAAGAUGUUCAAACGUUCAUAGAUGACCAGCAGGGUCAAAUAAUAAUCACAGUGGUUGUAGAGGUUUAGUACAGUAUAUCAGGAGUAAAUGUCACUUGGCUUUUCAUAGCCGGGCAUUUAGAGGUUGAAAUAGCAGGUGCGGUAGAGAGAGAUAGUUGAAAACAGAAGGUCUGGGACAGGGUAGCACGUCCGGUGAACAGGUCAGGGUUCCAUAGCCGCAGGCAGAAGAGUGGAAACUGGAGUAGCAGCACGACCAGGUGGACUGGGGACAGCAAGGAGUCAUCAGGCCAGGUAGUCCUGAGGCAUGGUCCUAGGGCUCAGGUCCUCCGGGAUGGGAGGGAGAUAGAGAGAUAAUUAGAGGGAGCAUACUUAAAUUCAUACAGGGCACUGGAUAAGACAGGAGAAUAACACCAGAUAUAACAGACUGACCCUAGCCCCCCGGCACAUAGACUAUUGCAGCAUAGAUACUGGAGGCUGAGACAGGGGGGGUCGGGAGACACUGUGGCCCCGUCCGACCAUACCCCCAGACAGGGCCAACCAGGCAGGAUAUAACCCCACCCACUUUGCCAAAGCACAGCCCCCACACCACCAGAGGGAUAUCAACAGACCACCAACCUACUACCCUGAGACAAGGCUGAGUAUAGCCCAUGAAGAUCUCCUCCACUGCACAAGCCCGAGGGAGCGACAAACCGGACAGGAAGAUCACAUCAGUGACUCAACCCACUCAAGUGAUGCACCCCUCCUAGGGACGGCAUGGAAAGCACCAGUAAGCCUGAGACUCAGCCCCCGUAAUAGGGUCAGAGGCAGAGAAUCCCAAUGGAGAGACAGGAACCGGCCAGGCAGAGACAGCAAGGGCGAUUUGUCGCUCCAGUGCCUUUCCGUUCAACUUCGCACUCCUGGGCCAGACUACACUCAAUCAUAGGACCUACUGAAGAGAUGAGUCUUCAGUAAAGAUUUAAAGGUCGAGACCAAGUCUGCGUCUCUCACAUGGAUAGGCAGACCAUUCCAUAUACAUUGAUCUCUAUAGGAGAAAGCCCUGCCUCCAGCUGUUUGCUUAGAAAUUCUAGGGACAAUAAGAAGGCCUGCAUCAUGUGACUGUAGCGUACGUGUAGGUAUGUACGGCAGGACCAAAUCGGAGAGAUAGGUAGGAGCAAGCCCAUGUAAUGCUUUGUAGGUUAACAGUAAAACCUUGAAAUCAGCCCUAGCCUUAACAGGAAGCCAGGCUAGCACUGGAGUAAUAUGAUCACAUUUUUGGGUUCUAGUCAAGAUUCUAGCAGCCGUGUUUAGCACUAACUGAAGUUUAUUUAGUGCUUUAUCCGAGAGAUAAGGCUUUAGGAUAAUUUCUAGGUUUUGCUGGUGCUUUUGCUAUCUGUACUCUGCUUUUGAUGAGGGAGAGUGGCUCAUGUAGUACUUAUGUAGUGUUCUAGUCAGUGAUGAUACAGCUAAUGCUAAACCAGCCUGAACUGUUGUGAAUCAGCUGCUCUGUCUCAUAGACAGCAUGGGAACACUCAUUUUGUGGCUGUGGCUGUUUGUAAUGUAUGAUGGGAACCUCGACAGCCUCAGCUCUGUUGAGAGGCACUAUUCAGUCUCGACCGCCUCAGCUCUGUUGGGAGGCAGUAUUCAGUCUCGACCGCCUCAGCUCUGUUGGGAGGCAGUAUUCAGUCUCGACAGCCUCAGCUCUAUUGGGAGGCAGUAUUCAGUCUCGACAGCCUCAGCUCUGUUGGGAGGCAGUAUUCAGUCUCGACCGCCUCAGCUCUGUUGGGAGGCAGUAUUCAGUCUCGACCGCCUCAGCUCUGUUGGGAGGCAGUUUUCAGUCUUUUACGUGACAUCAGUCUCCUCAGUCUGAGAGAACUCUUUCUGCACUUUGGUUGCAUGAGCAAGCUUCAACUAUGUUUUGACAUGUACUCUCAGGGCUUUAGACACCUCCUCCACAUUUCAUCUUACAGUAACUCUCUCAUUCCUGUGUCUGUUUCUUCAUUCCUUCAUUCCAUCACAAAUAGCAACAUAUUCUCUGAAAAUCAGACGUCAUUGUCAGUUGACUUCAGGGAAGUUCAUUAUGGGAAUAAAGAUAUCCUUCUUCACAACAGAUGUACUGUAUGUUCCCCUUAUUUGAUCUUUCAUUUUGGGAGUUUCUGCCCUAAAAGAAAUACUGCUAACUCCCUUGUUCUAUCUUGCCUUACCAGCCAUAAGGCUCAAUAUGAAGAAUAUACUGGACAUGAGCCGCACAGACGAAGUCUCCAUUUAGUUCACUGUUCUUUUCUUUGUAAAAUAAUCUUUCCUCCAGAUAUCAUUCCAUGAUGGUGUUUUUCACCAACAUGGUCAAUUAAUUCUCAUAUACCCCUAAUCAACGUCCCCUUUCAACUAAUUCAAUUUGUGGAUGGAUUCCUCACAGACCAGAACACUUUGGCUGUACCAUGUAGUGUCCUGGGGGAGAGGUGUGGACUGGGUCCUAGGCCCCGACCCCGAUGAAGAGGAAGGUGCGUGUGACCCUAAAGGAGGGGAGAAGGAGGAGAGGUGGAAGAGGUGGAUGACCAUCAGAACAGUAGACGAGGGGAAGGGGAUCCUAAUAUUGGUCAGAUCUCCCAGCAUAUAAAAGCAAAUACUCAACCUUCUUUUGCAGAAAACAGACCCACAACCUUUUCAGUCAGUUGGGGUCUGAAGAACAUUUUGCCUAAGGUCCCCUGAUAAUAAUUCCCUGUCCACUCUAUUCUGCUCUCUCCUCUGUCCUCAGUUCCUCCCAGGUUGGCUCCCAAACAGCCAAAUCCCAUCUCUGUUACUUCUAAUCUAAUCCUGUUUUUAUACAAAUAAAAUGAAACUGCAACCCAAUCCCUUUUUUAACAAUGUAAUUUAAGCAUCAGAUGUAUAGUUGCAUAGUGUAAACUAAGAUACUGUAUGUACCAACAAUGUUACUGUAUUAUAAUGUCUGUACUGUAUAGAAUAACAAAUGUAGACAGUUUGAACAAUCCAACGGUGCAGAAAUAUUCAUUUGUGCCAGUGGCUCCGAGAUUUUCCAUUUCCUUUUGACCCCAGUAGAAAAAACAGUUGAAUCUUUACUAUAAGAAGUCAUCUCACAUAACACCAUGGGAUUGAGCAGCACCUGGACAAACACACUCAACACUCAUCGCUUUUGCGAGUGUUGAGCUAUAUGUGCUGCUGUAACGCUGUAGAUGUAAAUACAUCUGUUUGCUUGUGACUAAGGUGGCCAAAGAGGAUGACCCUCGUUCCAAUAAAGGAAGGACUAAGCCUGUUUGUCUGUCUGUCUGUUUGUCUGUCUGUCUGUCUGAACGUGUAUAUCUGCUUUAUCCCCUUAUCCCGAUCCUCCAUUAUCAUGUGGCGCUAAGCUAAGCCAGUCUGACUCAGAGACAGGGCAGGGGGGAAUAAGGCCUCAGCCGUGGCAGCUCAGGGAUUUCGCAAUGACACACAAGGUCACACAAGACGUGCUGUUAUCGCCUACCAUUCUGGUCUAGGACCACUACAAUACACAGUGGUGAGCUCUGCAAGAGUAGUCUGUUAGGUCACUAUAUGCAUUGGAUAUCAAUAUAUGGUUUGGCAUUAGAAGAGUUUAGUUGAUUGGAAUUCUUCCAUUGCCCAAUAAAGGCCAGGAUUAUUACAGCUCUCAGAUUAAAUGAUGGGUUGACAGAGGGGUCUUGGUAAAAAUAUUAUUGUCAGACAUGCUUAACAGUAAUACUUACUUACAAAACAUACAAAAAUGGCACCAAUAAAGGAACCAUAUCCCCUAUCUCGCAUUUUGGAACUAUGGAUAGAAGCCCUCUCCAGCGACACUACCACCUGUCUCUCUUUUGGAGAUGUGGGUGGAACCUUCGGCCUAAUUUACACUUUUUGUUUUCCAAUCCUAAAUCCAGGCUCAGAGAACUGACCUUGACCUGGCCCUUACAGUACGUACUAAGUACAUUAGCUUGCGUGGGUCUCUUUGCAGUCAAUGCAAUCUGGGACUAGAGCACUCCUGCAGCCAUGGCAACCUCAUGCUGAGUGGUACCCAGCACAAGGGCUGCAGUGGGAUGACAUGUAAUACAUCUAAAAUAACAGCUUCUCAGUUGGAGAGAAGUUUGAUGAGCAAGAUCGAUUGAUGCGUGGUUGUUUUCGAAGAUCGGAGAUUACUGUUGGAAAUUAAUACAGCCUGUCAAAUUAGGAAGCGGUGAAAGAAAACAUUGAUACUGGUAGGUACACAAGUUGUUCUUAUUUGCAGAAAUCUUUGAUACACAUGACCUAUAAAGAAAUGUAAUCUAUACAUUGUACUGAAUUGACUGCUAAUAUACUCAGCAUGCUACUUUAAGCACGUCUUUGUGUAUGGACAGGUAGACCAGAUGGCAACAUCAAUGAGGCUGCCACACUCCCCUUGAAGAAGAGUGGAGGUAGACUAGAGUGAGGGGACAAUGGACCAUAACCUGGACUAUGGGGAACCCACAAGAGGAGGAGGUGUUCUUUGAGUCCUACAAGCCUCCCUCUCGGGACGCUAUCACCCUGCCCAACUAUGUUAUCUAUCUGUUCCUAGCAUCGGUGGUGGCUCUGAUCGCCCUGUACGCCAUCAUCAGGCACCUCAUCAAAGAGCUGAUUCAUGACCUAGCAGGUACAGCUACCACUACACUCCCACACCACACUGAAGCCAACUGGCCGCACUGUUUGUCUUGUGUCAGUCAGCAAUGAAAUGACGAGAAUAUUAUCAAAAUAUCACAAUCUAAUUAUUAGAAAUUAUCAUUCUGUAGCUGACUACAAACAUGCUGAUAUAGUCUGGAAUUAAUUGAAUUGAAUAUCUCCGUUUAAAAAGUUUUGCCAUAUUGUGUUCUCCCCCCCCCCCCUCCCUGUAUAGACUACCUGUUUGGGGUGCAGCCUGACGAGGAGGUGGUUAACCCCUGGGAGUGUAGGGACAAGUUCCAGGUGGACUGGUGUCCAGAGACCAACGCUGAGCUGGAAGCUAUGGUCAAGGCGGAGGAGAUCCACUGCCUGAUGGAGGGCAACAAGAACAUGCCUGCCAUCUGGGUCAUCUCAGAUGGACGUGAGCCACGGCCCCCACGCACGGGCCCCAGGGUCGCCUUCGGCAGGAUGAGCUAGCUACAAAGGGGCAGACACACAGACUCAUACUGCUAGGGACAAGGCAGGGUACAGCAACGUGGCAGAUGCACUGUAAACUGUAAGCCAAAUGAGAUAUACUGUGUUGUAAUCAUGUACUCAUUACUGCAUUACACAAUAAUCUCCACAUGCUGGCAGCAUGCCAAGAGCUUCAUAAGUGAACAGUCGUUGUUAUUUUAUUAGUGUUUAGACUAGGCCUUUUGACCUGCUUUUGACCAUAUGAAGAGGAAAUGCUUUCAGGACUUUCAACUGUGAGCAAUGUUGUUGAACACGUUUACAUCAAAAUAAUUCCAUAUGGUUUCUGAUUUUAAACCAUUUCUCUCACAAAUACUCUUGUUUUCUAUUUAUUACACAUUUAUUUUACACAAUAUUACACAUUUGCAUACUAUCCAGUAAACGCGUAGCAUGAUCGUUACUGAAAGCUGGUUUCAUAAACAAAUGAAAAGCCAUGAGUUUGGAGUGGACACACCUUUCAUUCCAUACAAUCUGCUGGCAUCAUUGGCAACAUAGUGCAAUCUGGUUGCUCUCUGUGCUGUAUAUUGCACUUUGACCUCACAGGACGUUACCAGUCCAGAAGGAGUAUCGUAACAGUGAACAGGUUCUACACUACACCAACCUCAGAGGUCUCCUGGGACAAACAAGGAUUCAUAAUGUCUCUCCACAAAACUCUCCUGGUCUGCUUAUUACUGGCUGUUUGUGUUAACCAGGCCCAGAGCGGUAAGCCAAACGGUAAGUCAUCGUCGAUGAUCAAUCAUACUAGCUAGAUAUUGAUGCAAAGCACUGUGUUUAACAACAAUUGUGUAAUAAUAACCUCACCUUGCACCUUCCGACUGAGGUUGGCAUUAUGUUAUCGCUGUGAACACUGUUAGUCAGUACUAGUCAGCGAUGUUUAACUCUUUAUUCAAAUAUCUUACAUCAUCAUGAUAAUAUAGAGUCCACAUACUACAACACUAUCAAUGGUGUGGUAUCAAUGAUCAAAUCAGAGUUUUCUGGUCAAUACAUAACUCUUUGUUCCCUAUAUAGGAGGCUUACGGAUCACUACAUCGAAGGGUGGGACCCUGCAGCCUUGGCUUGUCGGUCUGGCUGCUGUAGUGGGAUUCCUCUUCAUCGUCUUCGUCGCCCUCAUUGUACAAAGGCUUUUCUUCAAGAAGGAAAAGUUAGUACUCCAGAGGUGG
Messenger RNA from Coregonus sp. 'balchen', 11453 nucleotides. The record is from the annotation of a GenBank genome assembly. Lineage: Eukaryota; Metazoa; Chordata; Actinopteri; Salmoniformes; Salmonidae.